UCCUUAGCGUUAUGAUAAUACCCGUGUAUAAACCCAUUCGGCACAGCCAAAACGCUUCCCAUCCCCCCCUUAAACGAGAUACCGCGCACCUCCCUGUUCGCCCGCCUAUAUAGCCCGUCCCUAAAGCAAUCUCCUCGGCUCUUCUCCAGUAAUUGCCGCCAUCUCCUUCCCGCCGUCCUAUCUCCGCAAAACGCACCCAUCAAACGACACUAUGUCCGCACCCACCCCCUCACCACCGGGCGCCGUCGUACUGCUCGGCGGCACCGGCAAGAUCGGCAGCCGCAUCGCGGCGCUGCUGGAGACCGCCGGGAUCCCCUCGGUGGUCGCCUCGCGGUCGGGGGCGCUGCCGGCCGGCGUCAGCAGCAGCGGUGGCCUCGCGCGGGGCGUCCGGUUCGACUGGACGGACGAGUCGACGUGGGAGGCGGUGCUGGCGGCGGCCGCGCCGUCGCCGAUCCGCGCCGUCUUCGUCAUCGAGGCGCCGCUGCCCGAGCAGCCGGCGCUCUCGCGCGCCUUCGUCGACCGCGCGCGCGGCCGCGCCCCCCGCUUCGUCCUGCUCAGCGCCAGCGCCAUCCCCGAGGGCGGCCCGCUGACCGGCCAGACGCACCGCUACCUGCGCGAGCUCGGCGACGCCGGCGCUGUCGAGUGGGCCGUCCUGCGGCCCACCUGGUUCCAAGAGAACUUCCUGUUGCCGGUCCACUCCGCCGGCCUCGUCGAGGACGGCCUCCUGCACUCAGCCACCCGGGCUGGGCGCAUCCCCUGGGUGUCAGCGGACGACAUCGCCGCGGUCGGGUUCCACGCGCUGACGGUGGCCGAGCCGCCCAACACCGAUUUCCUGGUCCUCGGGCCCGAGCUGUUAACCUACAACGACCUCGCGGCCACCUUCACCGCCGUGCUCGGCCGCCCCGUCGCGUACCAGGAGAUCGACGAGGCGGCCGUCGCGGCGCGCUUCGUUGAGGGCGGCAUGCCCGAGACGUACGCGAAGCAGCUCGCCGCGCUGGACGUCGCGAUCCGCGACGGCCUCGAGGAGCACUACCCGCCGACGCCGGCGGUCGCCGACAUCGUGCGCCGCGUCACGGGGCGCGAGCCCCGGCCCUUCCGCGACUACGUCGAGGCGAACCAGGCGGCGUGGUCCGCCAAGGGGCAGAAGUAGGGCGAGAAGAGGGGGG
Molecule: messenger RNA, 1166 nt
Organism: Durotheca rogersii
Lineage: Eukaryota; Fungi; Ascomycota; Sordariomycetes; Xylariales; Xylariaceae
Product: putative ergot alkaloid A
Exons: 3
Coding region: 212-1150 (312 amino acids)
Source: RefSeq, a predicted model, not a curated record